AUGUCGACGGAGCCUGCAUUCGAUGCCAGUCACACGGACUUCAUGGGCUAUAACCUGGCACCGGACUUUGCGACUGUAGUAGAGGCCUCAGAGCGUACUGGCGUAGGGUAUAUGCAGUACAGCAAUGGCGUCAUCUACGAAGGAGAUUGGCUGAACGGUGAACGCCACGGUCUUGGGGUGUGUUACUACCCUUCUGGCAACAUCUUUGUCGGCCAGUUUCGCUCGGGGAUGAUGGAAGGGAUAGGCACGAUGUUCUUCGCGACGGGCGAGUGUUUCAGCGGCGAGUUUUGCCAGUCGAGCAUCUACAAGGGUGUCUAUAGCUGUCGAGGAGACGAGAUCUGCGGUACCUGGAAAGACGGCAAGCGGGUGAGUGAGAUGCCCACCAAGGCACCUGAGGUACUUCAACGUGCCCGCGCCGCACUCUUCUCGACCAUUGUAGAGCAAGUGAACAUGUAUCUCUGGCAAGCUGCAAGCAAUCCAACAAAGAUGGUGCUUCCUGCAUCCCCCGAAGACAAGAUCCUGCUGCCACCUCUUGAUAUCGUCAGCUCGAACGCCGAUGCAUAUGCCGCACCAGCGACAUCCUUGCAGCACCUCGUCGCAACGCCCAAUUUCCGUGUAGGAGGUCAGAGCUUUGUGAGUACUCGAAUCUGUAACAACUCUAUCGGGGAAGGCGACACAACGGACGGCCUGCGUGGUGUCACUACAGAGUAUGGCUCUCCCAACACUGUUUUCACCUGUGCUGCACCGUCUCCAGGCGAGAUCUUUUUCAUCUGGCGCUUCACGCAGCGCUGCUUCGUCUUUCUCUUUCCCUUUCUGUCAUUGCCGUGGAUGCCGGUGGCCCCGCUGCGCAUCACCUCGCUGCACGAGGAGAGGGAGUUCGUGGUGAGUGGGGCUGCGCUGCGCAGCGACUUCGAUGCACCGUCGUUCUCCAUAUGCGUGAUUGCUGUUGCAAUGAUGUGCCACAUAACCUCCAUCGUCAUUGUAGCCACUCGUGUUCCGCUCGGGCACGUGCAAGAUGGAAGGCUGACACUGCCGGAGAUGGUUGUACCAUGUGUGCUGUGGCUUGUUGUCGCGCUAGUGGGGGCGUCCUACAUUAGUUUCUUUCGAUUUCCGCAUGGGCUUGAGAGGGUUGAUCGCCGGCUCACACCGAAGUUGUCAGCACUUGCUGCGAGUCUGGUCGACGCCAAGGCAAGCGUCUGCAUCUUCACCUACGACGACAAUGGCAGAGGCAAAGUAAUGAACCGGCACUACAAGUACCGCUGGCUGCUCUUCGCUGUCGUGUUGGGGUCUAUGAUGAGCCUCUCCGCACCAGCGACACGCGGCGGGUACGGGCACCAACUGUUCGGCUCUGAGGCCUUUGAGAAAGCCGCCGCCGUUCUCGCCUUCUUCGCGACUUUUCUCUUUUCGACUACGCUGACGUUUUUGGUGCUCAAAAUUACGGACAUGCAGCGUGAGGUCCGAGCGAAGCUGCACGUGAUGACAAAUCUCGCCUUCUUAGAGCGCCGGUGCCUCAUAAGCCCUAGCAAGCACAUGAACAUGGCCUUCCAUCUUGACGAGCGCUUUGAUGCCACGAACCUGUUCAGCGGCUUUCCAGGCUGGUACAGUCUUCGCUCCCUCAUUCUCUACGCCUCCGCAUGCGCCAAUCACCGCGCGCGCAGGACCGCGAUGGGCAUCUUCUGGUUCGUGCUUGUGUGUGCCUUUAUUGUGGGACUCCUCGACAUCUUUUACAUAGCCCCAAGAAGACCCACUCCUGGCAAUCGGUACUACUCCACCGCCCACUCCUACGCGCUCUUCACCUUUCUUUUCUGGGGCGCGCUGUUGCACCGUUACCUGUACGUGUGCGUCUCCACCCGCCGCGAGCUGAGGCAGCAUUUGUAUAUCAUCGACAUCGCCGGGCUAUACCAGCGAGUAAAGCUGGAUGACUCGGAGGCCAGCGAGAUUAUUCAGCAGUGCAGCCGAAUCACGGAGAGAAACGACGCAGAGCCGGAGAUAUUUCCUCAGGUAAUCUAUAAUUUUGUUGUCGUCUUGACAGUUCUUCUGAACAUGGGGGCCCUGGCAGCCAUCUGCUACCAGCUUAGGCAGGCCAUCGACCGCUGA
This is a messenger RNA of Leishmania braziliensis MHOM/BR/75/M2904, 2097 nucleotides long. RefSeq lists its product as hypothetical. The coding region runs from base 1 to 2097 and encodes 698 amino acids. The record is from RefSeq and is a predicted model, not a curated record. The transcript has a single exon. Lineage: Eukaryota; Euglenozoa; Kinetoplastea; Trypanosomatida; Trypanosomatidae.